AUGGAGACCCAUAGUAACAACUUUGGUACCCCUGGCCUGGAGGCCAUGGCUACUUUAGCUAAGCUUCAGGCUCGAUCGUCCUUUCUAGAAACUCAGUACUACUUUAGGAACCGUGCCGUUGACGAGUUCAGGAAGAAAGAGAAUGACGCAGCUGUGACGAUCCAGAGCUGGUUUCGUGGAUGCCAAGUCCGGGCGUACAUCAGGCACUUGAACAGGGUAGUGACAAUUAUGCAAAAGUGGUGGAGAAGUUACUUAGGCAGAAAACGUUACCAACUUAUUGUUGAGGCAGCGUAUUAUAAUAUGAAGAUGAAUCUCUACAAUGAAAUGGCUGUCAGGAUUCAGAGGCGAUGGCGUGGCUUUAGGAUCCGGAAGUAUUGCUUUAAUUAUUAUUAUUUGAAGGAAUACUUGAGAGCUGUUUCAGAGACCAAUGAUGCAAUUAGGGAGGCUUUGGAGGAAUUUGCAGAGAUGAAAGAGCGAGAAGAGAGGAAGGCUCGCCUGGAGCGGGAAGAGAAGCAAAGAGAUCAGCAAGCCCGCAAGAUGCAUUACCUGCUCAGCACAAAGCAGGUUCCAGGUAUAUACAAUUCACCCUUCCGAAAAGAGCCUGACCCUUGGGAGCUGCGGUUACAGAAGGUAAAGCCGUUAAUGCACCAACCAGCCACUGCAACGAAGACCAGGUCCCACCGCAGCCUCAGCAGCUGGCUGGCCUGCACCAGUGCCCGCUCCUUCCCGCAGUCGGCAAGUCUGCCACCUAUCGACAGGAAGCGGUGCCAGGGACCCUUCCGAGACAUCAAUGAAGUCCUGCACCAGCGUUACAAGCCUUUGGAGCCCACCCUGAGGGUGGCAGAGCCCAUCAACCACUUAGAGCUGGCCAGAGAGGCACUUAAGCAAGAUGAACGGAUGCGCAACGUGAACGACAAGAUGUUUCUGCCGUUUUCUUCCUUCCAUAAAAAGGAGAAGUACAUCCCAAUGAUACACUCAUCAAGCAAGUACAAUCCCAGCUCUUACGGACAGAAGUACUUCCGCAGUCAAGACCCUAAAAAGUGGAUCAGUGGCAAGGAUUUUCAGACUGUUCUACCAUCAUUUGACCUCUUCUCAAAGUAUGGAAAGCUAUAUUCGAAAGCUGGACAAAUUGUGUAAAGUGUGCUGCUGACUUUAGAGAAGAGAAGACGAGGAAAUGAGGAAAUGAGGUGAAGAUGAAGUGAGCACGAACAGGAGAUGCCACUGCCCAGGGGUCCAGGCUCUACCUACAUGGUGGAUGCACAACCUUGAUCUCAGUUCUUUAACCUCUGUGUGCUCUUGUGAGCGUCCCCUCUCUCCCCCUCCCUCCUGCCUCCCUCCUCACUUCUCUUGCUCUCUUCCUCCUCCCCCA
Molecule: messenger RNA, 1369 nt
Organism: Microtus ochrogaster (prairie vole)
Lineage: Eukaryota; Metazoa; Chordata; Mammalia; Rodentia; Cricetidae
Gene: Spata17
Product: spermatogenesis associated 17
Biological process (GO): mitotic cell cycle; establishment of meiotic spindle localization; spindle organization
Cellular component (GO): spindle pole
Molecular function (GO): calmodulin binding
Source: RefSeq, a predicted model, not a curated record